AUGAACGGCGCCGUCGUCAAAAAGACACAAAGCUCGCUCGGAAAGGUGAUAAAAAAGCCGAUAUUAACCGAGCGGCUGCUCAGCAAGCCGCCGUUUCGAUACCUGCACGACAUCUUUGCUGAGAUCAUCAGGACCACCGGUUUCAUGAAAGGAUUGUACAAAGAGAAUGAAUUGAGGUCAGAGUGUGUAAAAGACAAAGAAAUGAAGAUGGCAUUCCUUCAGAAAGCAAUAGAUGUGGUGGCACUGGUUAUGGGAGAGCCUCUCGCUGUGAAACCGGCACACAUAGUCGCUGGUCAUGAGCCUGAGAGGACCAACGAGCUGCUGCAGGCUAUUGCUAAGUGCUGCAUCAACAAGAUGUCAAGCAAGGAUGCCGUGAAGAGAGUUCUUGCAGGAGAAAGGUUGGACGCGAUGGCCAGAGACAACACAGUCAAGGAGAAUGUGGAGAGAUGCGAACAGGACAGAGAGGAGAAGAAGAAAAGUGAGCCCGGUGAGUGCAAGGAAGAGAAGGACCCGGAACAACAGCUCAGGGAGCAGGAAAGGCAACGUCGAGAUGCUGAGAGAGAGCACCGUCACGACCGGGAGCGUUCCGGCAAGAACCGACGUCGCGAACAUGACCACACCAAAAACUGCGAACCAGACCCGGGCUGUGACCGGCAGCAAGACCCAGAUAAAGACUACGGUCACGGCAAAGCCAAGGGCAGAGAAAAGGAGCAGGCGAAAGAUCAAGAAAGAGAAAGCAUCAAAGCUAAAGACAAUGAAAGAGAAAAGGUUCCAAUCCCCGCCAGUGAGAGGCCCAAGCGCUCUUCCUCGCAGACGGCUAGUCCAGCAAGUCUGCCUCAGGCCUCAUUUGCCGAUGACCAAAAGAAUAAAACUAUUGGAGAUGUCCGCAGGAUGUUUACUCUUGACUCUUCUCUCACAGAUGCUCAUGCUGCACAGAGACCCCUCCUCAAGGAAAGUGGAGAUACUGUUGGCUGCAUAUGUCCAUCGGAAAUGGUGCCGAGUGACAAGCAAACGCCGAGGCCCAGCAGUGCUCGUCCUGCGCCCCCUCCAGUCAAGAAGCAGGAGAGUUACACUGAGUGUGUCCCACCUGACAGGCUUCCUAGCGCCAAGUCAUCAGUCAUCAGAGAUGGAAAGAAGCUGUCGGAUGAUGAUGAAGAUGAAGAUGAGCAGUUUCUAGUGACAGAGGCACCCCCGGAACCUGCAGAGGCUACCGAGAAGGUGUUGGAACCAGCACUUAAUGGCGAAGAGAAACACGGCGGACUCGUGAAAAAGAUUCUGGAGACCAAAAAAGACUACGAGUUGUCCCCGUCCUCCAUUACAUCUAAAGAGAAGUUGGUUUCAGAAGAAGCCUGGAAGAAGGAGCAGGACCUGGUCAUGCGGGAGAUAGAGCGUCUCCGCGCGUCCAUCCAGUCGGUGUGUCAGAGUGCGCUGCCUUUGGGUAAGAUCAUGGACUAUGUCCAGGAGGAUAUAGAUGCCAUGCAAGCAGAACUGCAAAGCUGGCGGAAGGAGAACAAGGAACAUGCACAGGCUCUGCAGCAGGAACAGAGAGCGACAGACCAGGCGGUGGAACCUCUUAAAACAGAACUUGGUGAGCUGGAGCAAAAGAUCAAAGAUUACCAGGAUCAGAUUUGUGCCGUGAGGUCCAACAUACUGAUCAAUGAGGAGAAGAUCCAGAAGAAGCUGGCUGCAAUUAUCUCCUCCAAAACCUGAACAGGCCACAAGGAGUACGCACACAUUGAACAUGCACGGGAAAUGAACGGUGGCUGUAUAUCCCACACAUAUUUAAUGAACAGCUGCUCAAAGUAAUGAAUUCCUUUUUAUCGUCCAACAUUUUUUUAAUUCUGUUUUUGUUCAAAUGAGUUAACCGAUUUUAUAUUUACUGCAUGCAGGUUGGAAAUACGACUACUGUAAGUUAGACUGAGACUUAUUGAUUCCCAUGGGAAAUUAGUUCAUGUAAUUGCCAGGCAGUUUACAACGUAACAAUGUGUUCACAAUGUUCUUGUGUUUAAAAUAAAACACUAACAAAAAACUACGUAGUAGUAAAUGAAAAGCAUUGCCUUAUAGCAGUGAUUCUCAGGAGAAAAUAUUUUGCACCGCCAACGCGAAUAUAAAUGUAUUCAC
Nerophis ophidion (straightnose pipefish) is the source of this 2121-nucleotide messenger RNA. Its product is annotated as TRAF3-interacting protein 1-like. Gene Ontology annotation, cellular component: intraciliary transport particle B; axoneme; centrosome. Gene Ontology annotation, biological process: regulation of microtubule cytoskeleton organization; intraciliary transport; cilium assembly. The record is from RefSeq and is a predicted model, not a curated record. Bases 1 to 1710 code for a protein of 569 amino acids. Gene Ontology annotation, molecular function: microtubule binding. NCBI's taxonomy places the organism in Eukaryota, Metazoa, Chordata, Actinopteri, Syngnathiformes, Syngnathidae. The transcript is spliced from 13 exons.